Molecule: messenger RNA, 540 nt
Organism: Nezara viridula (southern green stink bug)
Lineage: Eukaryota; Metazoa; Arthropoda; Insecta; Hemiptera; Pentatomidae
Source: the annotation of a GenBank genome assembly
CGCCUAUAUAAACAUAUCAACAGCAUCUAAUUGGACACAGCGUAACCUGUACCGGCGAUGGGAGGAGCGGGACGGAUAAACUUGACGGCAAUUUUGGUGGUGUUCCUCGCUGCCAUAGCAACAGCUGCCGCCUUGUGGGGAGGAUUUGGCGGUUGGGGAGGCUAUGGAGGUUAUGGCGGCCGCAAGAGAUGGGGCUAUCGGAGUUAUGGAUACCCGAGGUACUAUGGUGGAUAUGGUGGAUACGGUGGAUAUGGUGGAUAUGGAGGAUACCAUCGUCCAUAUUACGGAGGAAUUUCUAAAUGGAAAUACUGGGGAUAAAAGGGAUAACAACAGUUAUUCAAAAAUUGGUCUUUACCUAGAAGUAAUUUUUCUAUUGUAUUCUUUUUAAUUUUGAUUUUGAUUUUUUUUUACAGCUGAAAUGUGUUCAUUAAAUAAACAUUUGCAUUAUUAAAUCCACUAAAAUCCCUAAUGUAUUUAAUCAGGUUUCAUAAAAUAAUAUAAUUUUUAAAAAAUAAAUAAAACAUUAAAAUAUCUAUUAUA